Messenger RNA from Pochonia chlamydosporia 170, 2583 nucleotides. RefSeq names its product microtubule associated domain-containing protein. Lineage: Eukaryota; Fungi; Ascomycota; Sordariomycetes; Hypocreales; Clavicipitaceae. Gene Ontology annotation, cellular component: microtubule organizing center. Bases 1 to 2583 code for a protein of 860 amino acids. The transcript is spliced from 2 exons. The record is from RefSeq and is a predicted model, not a curated record.
AUGUCGCGACCGACACCGCCCCUCUCCCGGCAGGAGAGUAUCGAGUCGGCCCGGCAGCCCGCGCUGUCGUCCUUCUUACAAGAAAAGCUACAGAGGGAGCGAAGAACCGAAAGCGAAAGACUAAACCAGUCGCAAUCAUCUUUGCCCAGGUCGAAUCCCGAUAUGGGCGGCUCUGUCGACCUUGGCCGAGCACCGAACUCCCCUCUCAAGACAACGUCCGACGUCAACCGACCACAAUCAAGCGCCGGCAUUGACCAAGGCAAGAAGAAGGGGUUAGGGGUCAAAGAAAUGGAGAAGGUGAUUUCGACCCUGCACAAGCAAAAUUUUGACUUGAAGCUCGAGCUUUACCACAGACGCGAGAGGCAGACGACAUUGGAGGAGCGAGUCGACGCGUUGGAGAGCGACAAGCAACGCAUCGAAGAAAUCAAUGACAAGCUGUUGAUCGAAUUAGAGAAGCGUGACAAGGCGGUUGAGGAAGCAGUCGCCAUGAUCGUAAACCUAGAAGCAAAAGUCGAUCAGCUCUUUCGAGAGAGAACCAUGGUACAGCAUAUUGAAAAUGAAGGCUUCUUCUGUCCCCGCGACUACGACCUUGGUUACAAGACCCCAGUUCCGCAAGGUGUCGGCCCUGAUGUUGGAAGAAUGGAAGACGAUGCUAAGGUUAUCAAUCGAAUGCCCAGCUUCUUGUCUGACCAUAGCGAAACGACGCAAAAUCUCCGCAACGUGUAUCUGGGAUCCAAGGCUAGCAUGCUAAGCUUAACACGGGUAGCAGAGGGCUCUCCCGAAGCUGAUAAUAUGCAAGCGUUGGGUAGUCCAACUCUUAGUGUACUUAGUGAAAGCUCAUUUGUCAGUGUCUAUGGUCGAAAGGAGAAUGGGAACCAAGCCGCCACCGAUGUCGACGAGACUUUAGUUCUUGAUGAAGCAGACUCCACUUUCAUCAACGAGGCGAAUGAAGAGCAACCGCCGCGGAAGCAUACCCGAUCCGUGUCUUCAGGUAAAAAGGGAGGCUCUCGUGUAAGUUCUGCAGGCCAAUUUCAGUCGAUCACAGAUGUUAUCGCUGGUUCACCACUCCAGCGGCUGGAAAGGCUCGACAUGUCCUAUGGGAACAGAAGGGAGCAAGUAGGACCGCAGGGUCAGACAAAAGACUCUGUGAGAGUUCAACAUCUUUCCGACAGCAAACCAGCAGGUUCACGAAGCCUGAAACAAGACAAACGUGAUGCUCUGCGAAGAGUAACAACUGAUGGACAAGGUGGUGUACGGCUAAACGACCAGGUUCUCCCUCCUACGCCGGAUACGAUAUCGAGCUCCACCUUGAACCGGUUUAAGGACUCGCACGAUGCCUUUUCGCAGCAGGAUCUAAAUGAAGAAAAUAGCAAUGGGGUUACGUUGAACCCGCUUGGUGAACUAGGCAGAAGUCAGGGGGAUGAUCGCUAUCUGGUGAUGCCAAAUGGACCUCCCGAGGAGGCAGACAGCUGGGCGUCACCAAGUAAGCCAACACUUGAGUCGCUUUUCGCACACAGAGGGCCUGCUAUUACUCGCCCGCGGUCCGCAGAUGAAUCAACGGCGUCUCAUAGGAGAGGCAAAGGCUGGGACAGCGAUGAUGACGAUGAUUCAGACGCCCAUUCAUUACAAUCAAGCCUUGACAUCUGGAUGCGUGAGAGCGCUCAGCCUUCGAGGAAUAAGAGUCGUGUGUCGCCGGAUCUUUUUGGAUUCCCUACCGAAUCGUCGAAAGGCAGCUGGGCUGCACCGACGAUGUUUGGACCAAAUGGAGCUGGAACCGAUAGCGCUCAGGUACCGCCAGGAUUUGACUACAUGCGUGAUCUUUUUUCUGUCCGACAAGGUCUCUUCGCCGGCGCGGCACCGCCGCCACCAAACAGAAGGUCUAGUCUUCACGCACGGACAGGGUCGACGUCAGAAGCCGCAUCACAAGGGACGAGCAGUCAAGCAGGAGACCAAGCGCCUCAGUCGACUGCGCGUCGUCGAAGCUACCACAGCCGGCAGAACAGUGUAGACUUGGGCAGGAGAGAUGAUAUGCGAACUCCUGUUCAGAGGGAUCAAUUUGCACCGCCGCCUCAACCUCAUAGCGACCAGAAACCAAAGCACUAUCCCCCGAUCUCAGGGCAACAGCAUGGAGCCCGCGCUGGCCUCAACAGGCUCUUCCGGCGAUCUACAAGCGGAGCACCUCCAACACCAACACCCGAAUCUGCCACCCCUGUCGAGGGUUCAUCGUCGGAACAAUUCAAGAAUUUUUCUUCCAUGGGCGUUCCAUCAUGGGCAAACCGAAGCAGCGCAGUUGAAGAUGAAAGAUCGGGGGCAACCCCUCCACCCAUUAUGUUCAAUCCUCGCCAGGGCCGACGCAACACGAUGGGCGCAGAGGGAGAGUUGGAGAAACCGACGGUUCAAGACCUGGGUCGGAGCAAAACACCAGGCCCAGCCCCGGCCGCCGCCGCAGCAGCUACCUCGACAACUGUACCGUCAGUAGAUGUCGACAGUAGUCCAGCAGCAGGGCCAUCGGGAACCGGCGGCCGAAGGCGAUGGCUACCCGGGUUCACACGCACAAGCAACUUGAAGAACAAAUCGGGUUAG